Messenger RNA from Spodoptera frugiperda (fall armyworm), 1854 nucleotides. RefSeq names its product pachytene checkpoint protein 2 homolog (gene pch2). Gene Ontology annotation, biological process: meiotic recombination checkpoint signaling; reciprocal meiotic recombination. Bases 426 to 1697 code for a protein of 423 amino acids. Lineage: Eukaryota; Metazoa; Arthropoda; Insecta; Lepidoptera; Noctuidae. Gene Ontology annotation, molecular function: ATP binding; ATP hydrolysis activity. Gene Ontology annotation, cellular component: nucleus; chromosome. The transcript has a single exon. The record is from RefSeq and is a predicted model, not a curated record.
UUGUCAAUGUCAGAGAUUGUCAAAUUUAUGAACAGUAACUGAUAAUUUUAAAUUCAAAGAAACUUGGUCAGUUAUUUUAAUAUUUAAUUAUUUAUUUAAUUUGAUGGUCAGUGGGUCGUUUUGGCGUCGGAUUUUGAUGGACUAUUCCAGUCUAGUUACAUUCUCUUUGGAUUUGGAUCAUUUGUUUUACAGCGUCGCAUGUUAGUUUGCUGAUUGUAGAUCUGCUUCAUUGUUAUAUUCAGUGUAGUGUCUCCAUAUAUUUGUGUGAACAUUGUGAUAAUUUUCAAAACAUAAACAAUAUCUAAUUAAUAACAAUAAAAUUCAAUAAUGAAGAGAAGUGAAAUGUUCGCAUUAUAGGACAUACAUGAAAUUUUGAUUCAAUAAUUAAUUUGAAAUAUUUAUAGUGAUAUUAGCAGUUUAUUGCCAUGAAUCCUGCAUUACAUGUUGAAGUUGUGCAAAAAUCUCAAAGCCGAGCCAGUAAGGACUAUGUUAUGGAACUUGUACGUAGUUUUUUAAUGAAUUUUGUAUCUUUGACACCUGGCGUUAUUUUAUCUGGAUCUGAUCUGGAAGACAAUGCUGAACUGAAAGAACAUGUUCAAAUGAUAACGUUUUGUGAUAUAGAACAUGAUAGUGAAGUUCUAGUGACUGAAACUGAACUUAAGUAUCAUGUCUUUAGACUGGAUGCAUUUGGUGCUGAAACUGACACGAUGACCGAUGCCAGUACAGGGGAAGAGUUUGCAGCAGCUGACGUCUGGUCAUUGCCCAGUCAAGAGUUCCACGGGCUGUGGGAGAGUCUCAUUUAUGAUACCAAAUUAAAAGAGGAUACCGUUCGAUUUGUGGAAACUGCGUUUGAGUUUGCUGAUCGGGGUGUAGACCCUAACAUAAUUGGCUGGAACCGAGUAGUGUUGUUGCAUGGUCCACCUGGUACUGGCAAGACUAGCUUGUGUCGCGCACUUGCUCAAAAACUGUCAGUGCGUCUCGCCGAUCGAUUUCCGAGAGCCCGUCUUGUAGAAAUAAAUGCACACGGGCUGUUUUCCAAAUGGUUCGCAGAAAGCGGAAAGUUAGUAGCAAGACUGUUCGAGCGGCUCGAUGAGAUCGUCUCGGACCGGAGGCUGUUAGCCUGUGUGCUCGUCGACGAAGUGGAGUCGUUGGCACACGCGCGUCGCGCCGCGCUCUCCGGUCUCGAGCCGUCUGACUCUAUCCGCGCCGUGAACGCGCUCCUCACUCAGCUGGAUCGGCUGCGACGGCGGCCCAACGCACUCGUGCUCACCACGUCCAACGUGACGGGCGCCAUCGACGUGGCGUUCGUGGACCGCGCCGAUAUCAAGCGACGCGUGGGCCCUCCGUCGGCACGAGCCGCGUACGAGAUCUUGCGCGGCUGCUGCGCGGAGCUGAUGGGGCGCGGGCUGGUGGCGCCGCGCGAGCCCGUGUUCGCGCUGCGCGUGCUGGAGGGCGCGCGCUUCGCUGACAGCGAGCCGGCGCGCGCCAGCCUGCAGCUGUGGGCCGUGGCGCGCGCGGCGGCGGACGCGGCCGUGUCGGGGCGCGCGCUGCGCCGCCUGCCCUUCCUGGCGCGGGCGCUGCACGCGCGCCGAGCGGUGCCCGACCUGCCGAGCUUCGUCAGCGCGUUGGCGGCAGCGCUGCGAGACCACUUGGCCGAUGCCGCCGAAUUAGAUGACGCCACGACUGUGCCUACAUAACUCAUUACCUACUUACUUUACUAUUAGAAAUAAAUAUUAUUGUAAUAAUAAUUUUAUAUGCUGCUAAGGACUACAGAAAUCUGUACGGAUCCUAGUCAAAGUUUUUUAUUCUAAUUAAAUGUAUAUUUCAAAUAAAUGUAACUUAAGUAAAAUCUUA